Molecule: messenger RNA, 884 nt
Organism: Aphanomyces invadans
Lineage: Eukaryota; Oomycota; Saprolegniomycetes; Saprolegniales; Verrucalvaceae
Exons: 2
Coding region: 30-338 (102 amino acids)
Cellular component (GO): nucleus; cytoplasm
Molecular function (GO): protein tyrosine phosphatase activity
Source: RefSeq, a predicted model, not a curated record
CGCCGAGACAUCCGGAUAACGAUUUUGACAUGGCCGCCAUGGUCACUAGAGAAUUCCGUCUGAAGAUGGCGCGGUUGGUCGAUCGGAUCACGGCCAAGGAACUGGUCGAGAUCCUCAAGAAUCCCGAAGCGAAAAGCGCCGUGCGCAUUGUGGACGUUCGCGACGUUGACUUUGCCGGUGGGCACAUUCGAGGGGCCAUCAACGUCCCAGAAGAACACUUUCAUGACGACGACGAAGUCGACAACUUUGUCGAGGAGAUGAAGUCUGUGCCCACCGUCAUCUUUCACUGCAUGAUGAGGUCCGCCGCCAUCUGCCCCGCAUGGAAUUUUAACGUUUGAUAUCGUAUAGCCAAGUCCGUGGUCCAUUUUGCGCUGGCCGAUUUCAAUCGCGCAUGAAUGUCGUCCUCGAAGACGCCGCUGUCAAGCCCAAGGUGCUCGUCUUGACGGGUGGGUUCCAGCUCUUCCGACAGAACUACAGCCACGACGACGAGUUGGUCGAAGGGGUGCCGAAGGAAGAAGACUAGGUUAGGACCCGACGGCAUAAGACUGCCACGUUGGUCGGCUGUGCUGAUCCUUGGUAAUGUAGUCUAUGAGAAAUCCCGGUGCAAUGCACGGUAUUCCUAGCCCUUGCCACCGCUUCACUGCUUGAUCCAUCUUCUUUGCUUCGCCCACAAGCACCAUCGUGUCUUUGUCCUGCAUUCCAUUCCAACACGUGUCCAUCAUCAUGAUCCAUCCACAUGGUACGUACGAAUUUCGACGUGUCGUCUACGACCGUUCCACCUGCCGCUUGAAUGAUUCGCCUGCACAUGUCUGCCGGCGGCGUCAUUGAGUCAGCGUCAUGCAAGCCAAAUUUUCUCCGGUAAAAUGCGCCUUUCGACCGCCCCG